Caenorhabditis elegans is the source of this 201-nucleotide messenger RNA. RefSeq lists its product as uncharacterized. The transcript is spliced from 2 exons. The coding region runs from base 1 to 201 and encodes 66 amino acids. NCBI's taxonomy places the organism in Eukaryota, Metazoa, Nematoda, Chromadorea, Rhabditida, Rhabditidae. The record is from RefSeq and is marked reviewed.
AUGAUUGCUAUUUUCGCCGGUCAUACUCAAUUUCCAACUGAUAACAGCCGUAUCGCAAAGAAUAACAACAACAACAACAAUUCAAAAGAGGGUUCAUCUUCGAGUAUUCUCGUAUUGCACAUUCUAAUUCGCCACAUUCUUCUUCUUCCCGCUCUUCUUUACGAUGGGCUCCUUGUUAUGAUUCAGUUAUCCGUUUACUAG